Cylas formicarius (sweet potato weevil) is the source of this 2306-nucleotide messenger RNA. RefSeq names its product glycogen-binding subunit 76A (gene Gbs-76A). Gene Ontology annotation, molecular function: protein phosphatase 1 binding; glycogen binding. Lineage: Eukaryota; Metazoa; Arthropoda; Insecta; Coleoptera; Brentidae. The record is from RefSeq and is a predicted model, not a curated record. Gene Ontology annotation, biological process: regulation of glycogen biosynthetic process. The coding region runs from base 1 to 1869 and encodes 622 amino acids. Gene Ontology annotation, cellular component: protein phosphatase type 1 complex. The transcript is spliced from 4 exons.
AUGGAAAUAGACGAAAAAUUUGGACCGGGUCUAACGCGGCGAGAGUGGGUUCCGACUGAAUUGGCAACGUCGCGUCGGCGCUUCCGUCCAUAUUACAUCGACGUCCGAACGACCUUGCAGUGCCCUUGCUGCCAGAGUGCGGUGAUAGUGGUAGAAAACGGCAGACACCGUAUCUCAACGCCUUUUGCGUGUGUGGUGGCUUUCUUCGGGCUCCUCGGCCGCAAUUUCGAGAGCUUUCGGACGUUUAGCGACGUUUUCACAAGGUUCCAAAUGACUUCCGAACAAAACAAUUGUGGCCUUAGUUCCAUACUCCCAAUAUCCUGCCGGGACAGAGCAGAGGCGUUCGCAAGGAGUCUUCAGUCGCGCCUGCACUCGUUAGGAACCCAAACGAGUCCGUCGAACGAAAGAAGUUGGCUCGGACCCCAGGAGAAACCCAUCACAGUUUCCCAACCCCUUCACACCCUCGAAACCGAACGGUACCUGCAACUCGAAGCUUUAGAAUCGCCGGGCAGCCCGCAAGACGAAGAAAACGAAUUCCACACGCUUCUAAACAGGGACAGCUUGCAGAAUGGCUGUCAUUGCAAUCUGCAGUCGACACCCAACGGUCUCCCUCGGAACACUUCCAACGAUAGCGACAACGAAGUUUUCUACGAUUUGGACGACGAAUCUGCUUCGCAAAACGGUUACGGAAAUUCGGAAUCGAGCCGAAGUUCGGAGAGCGAGACCGGAAUCGACGUAAACUCGCAAGGAACUUUGAGCGACGCGUUUUGCACGUCGCUCGAUUGCACACCUCAAGCGUCACUCAGCGACGACGUUUCCACAUUAAGCCGCAAUGAAGACGAUAGCGACAAGAGCGAUGAGUGUUUGUUAAAGGUAAUCGACUCUUUGGAGAAAUCUUGCAGGCUGAACGGUUCCGUCGAUAAAAGCGAGGAGGAGUUACUAAGUGUGAAUGGUUUUAGGAACGGAGAUUGUCAAGACUGCGGAGAUGCGGUUGAAAGUAACGAUGAGACUGAUUAUGUUAGACAGAACGGUGAGACCGACAGGCCUUUUGUUAGUACGCUUAGUAUAGACAUCCACAUGUCCGUGGAGUGUCCCCAGGACAACGAAGAGAAAUGUCGUGAAAACGGGGAAGUCUAUGACGAGGAUCAGGACGAUAGCGCGACCCCGAGAGUGCGGAGAUGUUCGUCGCUGAAAACGGGCAAAACUCCGCCGGGAACUCCCGGACGAAAAAAGAUCGUGCGCUUCGCCGACGUUUUAGGGUUAGAUUUGGCCGAUGUCAGAACGUUCCUCGACGAAAUACCCAAAGUACCUAAGUCAGCUUACGACGACUUGAACGACGUCGAUUUAAUAUCAGAUUCGGCGACCGACUUGACGUCAUUAAACCCAAAGUAUCACGGCCUCAAAGCCGAUAAGAUAUUAGUGCCGAUGUUCGAUCAGCCCGCAGGGAUGCCGACAUUUUUAGAACUAGUCAGAGAUAACCUAGUGUGUUUGGAGAACGCGUUCGUCGACGACCCCGUGUUAUUUUCAAUCAGGGGUUUCGUGAGGGUCAGAAAUUUGGAUUUUCACAAGUCGGUACAUAUCAGGUACACGUUAGAUUCUUGGAAGACUUUCGCCGACGUCCAAGCGACGUACGUGAGCAACUCCUGUGAUGGAUUCUCGGAUAAGUUUUCGUUUAUCGUUUACGCGCACACCCUGAAGGUCGGCCAGAGGCUAGAGUUCGCUUGUCGGUUUCAGUGCAGGGGGUGUCAGUAUUGGGAUAACAACAAUGGGCGCAACUACGUCUUCCAGUGUUUGCCGGCAGCUAACAGUGCUACUUGCCCGCCCAUUACGGUACAUGGGCACGACGAUUGGGGCGCCAGUUUUUACUAGAACGUCUCGCAGCGUCGAAGCUAGGAAUCAAAUCGAGCGAAGAGUACAUCUGGUAGAGACAUGUUUCACGGAACACACAAAUAACGCGGUGACCAGAGAACCACAACAGAUUCAUCGGAAUCUGGCAACGAUGCGGAUAUUUAACAGCCUUCCGAGUGCCGAGGAAAUUUAACCGACAUACUCGCAGCCCAGCAACUCUCUUGUUUGUUAAGUCUUAUUUUUGUUUUUAUUUGUUACAGAAAGCAAUAUAUAUAUAUUUUACGAGAUAGUAUUUUUACAAGAAAGAGUUUAAACCAUAUUUAUAAUCGAUACGAAGUGUUACUACUGUUUAGGAAUCUUAAGAGUUUUAUCUAUUUGUAAAUUUUACGUCGCUAGGACUGUAUUUUAGGAAUCUUCCUUCUGUUUUUAUAAUAAGUCUAUGCUGUCCAGAAAUAAAU